Messenger RNA from Postia placenta MAD-698-R-SB12, 1143 nucleotides. RefSeq lists its product as hypothetical. The record is from RefSeq and is a predicted model, not a curated record. Gene Ontology annotation, molecular function: oxidoreductase activity, acting on the CH-OH group of donors, NAD or NADP as acceptor; NAD binding; formate dehydrogenase (NAD+) activity. Bases 1 to 1143 code for a protein of 380 amino acids. Gene Ontology annotation, cellular component: cytosol. Lineage: Eukaryota; Fungi; Basidiomycota; Agaricomycetes; Polyporales; Adustoporiaceae. The transcript has 8 exons.
AUGAGGCAAAGGCAUCACCGCACCCACCUCACUCACCUUAGUCGUGUUCGUGUAUUUCUCGACGCAGCUUCCUCAAAGACUAUUUUGUACCGUGGCCACGAGGCAGCUCAGCAGGAGCCCCGUCUGUUGGGCACCGUCGAGAACGAGCUCGGUCUCCGCCCGUGGCUGGAGUCCCAGGGCCACGAGUUCAUUGUCUCCGACAGCAAGGAGGGCCCCGACAGCGACCUCCAAAAGCACAUCGUAGACGCCGAUAUUGUGAUCACUACUCCUUUCCACCCGGGUUACAUCACCCGCGACCUCAUCGCUAAGGCUAAGAACCUCAAGGUCUGCGUCACCGCUGGUGUCGGCUCUGACCACGUCGACCUCAAUGCCGCCGUCGAGCGCCAGAUCCAGGUGCUCGAGGUCACCGGAUCCAACGUCACCUCCGUCGCGGAGCACGUCGUCAUGAGCAUCCUCCUGCUCGUCCGCAACUUCGUCCCCGCGCACGAGAUGAUCGAGCGUGGCGACUGGAUGGUCUCUGACGUUGCCAGGAACGCGUUCGAUCUCGAGGGCAAGGUUGUUGGCACCAUUGGUGCUGGCCGUAUCGGCUACCGCGUCCUCCAGCGUCUGCUGCCCUUCGGCACCAAGGAGCACCUUUACUACGACUACGCCCCGCUUCCGGCUGAUGCUGAGAAGGCGGUCAACGCUCGCCGUGUUGAGGACCUCAAGGAGAUGGUUGCGCAGUGCGACGUUGUCACCGUCAACUGCCCGCUCCACGAGGGUUCCCGCAACUUGAUCAACGCCGACCUCCUCAAGCACUUCAAGAAGGGUGCUUGGCUCGUCAACACGGCCCGUGGCGCCAUCUGUGACAAGGACGCUGUAGCUGCUGCCCUCAAGAGCGGCCAGCUCCGCGGCUACGCCGGUGAUGUCUGGAACGUCCAGCCCGCUCCUCGCGACCACGUCUGGCGCACGAUGAAGAACCCCCUUGGUGGUGGCAACGGCAUGGUGCCCCACUACUCGGGCACGACCCUCGACGCCCAGGCCCGCUACGCCCAGGGCACGCGCGACAUCCUCGAGAACUACUUCACCGGCAAGCCCCAGUUGCCCGCCAACAUCAUCGUCGGUGUCGGCAAGUUUGAGACGAAGGCAUACGGCCAGCGGUAA